Ilyonectria robusta is the source of this 5643-nucleotide messenger RNA. RefSeq lists its product as uncharacterized. Gene Ontology annotation, cellular component: nuclear speck. Gene Ontology annotation, biological process: proteasome-mediated ubiquitin-dependent protein catabolic process; protein polyubiquitination. NCBI's taxonomy places the organism in Eukaryota, Fungi, Ascomycota, Sordariomycetes, Hypocreales, Nectriaceae. Bases 1 to 5643 code for a protein of 1880 amino acids. The transcript is spliced from 5 exons. The record is from RefSeq and is a predicted model, not a curated record. Gene Ontology annotation, molecular function: ubiquitin protein ligase activity.
AUGUCUUCUAGAAUCACCAGAUCCUCGGCUCGUCAAGCAGCAAGCCAGGCAGCCCAAUCAUCUACUCCUGCUCUUCCCGCUGCCCCAGCUGUCGCUGCUGACGUCCCGACUGCACCUGCUGCCACCCCAUCCUCUCGAAAGCGAAAGGGCACCGCUACCGAAACGAGUCCUUCCACCACCUCACAAUCUGGUUCUUCGGGUCGACGGUCCAAGAGACAGAAGAUCCCCGAAGCCGCUUCGUUUGCCCCAAACAAUCCACCUCCACCUAGGCCUCGGAGGAAGGGAAAGACGCCCGCCGAUAUGGAUAGCCCUGAAAGUGGACUUCCUGGGCCUGCAAAUGCCAACGAGUCCGCCACGCCCUCAGCCUCGUCGAGCCGGAAGUCGAGUCGAUCCAAGAAGCCUGGAAAUAACUCUCAAGAUCAAACACCAGCCCACCCGCUGUCCACUCGGAGAUCAAAGAGAAACCUGAAUAAUGCAGCCGACCAAGACACACCGAUGACAGGAACCGACGAGAACAGGGACCCGGGUCCUCCCCCACCUCCUCCACCUGCCGAUUCCCACGCCGACGACGAUAGUGAAAACAACGACGAGGAUGACGAGGAUGAACGGCCACACAGAUACGAGAACGACGAAGAUGACGAUGAAGACGAAGACGACGAUGACGAUCCCUUUGGCGGGUUCGGUGGCCCAGGAGGCCCAGGAAGUCUCUCCAGCACUCUGCGAGCUCUGACGGGGAUGAUGUCCGGUCUUACAACAAGACUGCGGGAACUUCUACAUAAUCUACGCCACGAUGAUCUCUCGGUUCAGUUGAUCGCUCUCCAGGAGUUGUCUGAGAUUCUUUUGGUGUCCAACGAAGACAAUCUGUCGGGCCACUUCGCUCCCGACGCCUUUGUCAAAGAGCUGGUCAUCCUAAUGAACAAGGAGGAGAGCCCAGAGAUCAUGCUCCUUGCUUGCCGCUGUCUCGCAAAUUUGAUGGAGGCCCUUCCCGCAAGCGUGGCCAACGUCGUCUAUGGAAACGCUGUUCCGGUCCUUUGCCAGAAGCUCCUGGAGAUCUCAUUCAUUGACCUGGCCGAGCAAGCUCUCAGUACCCUGGAGAAGAUUUCCGUCGAAUAUCCCACAAGUAUUGUCCGCGAGGGUGGGCUGACGGCCUGCUUGUCAUAUCUUGACUUCUUCGCAACGGGAACCCAGAGGACUGCCGUUACUACGGCUGCAAACUGCUGUCGCAACAUCCCGGAGGAUUCCUUUGGAGUGGUCCGGGAUGUCAUGCCCACACUCCUCAACGUUUUGAGCAGCAACGAUCAGCGAGUGGUGGAACAGGCUUCCCUCUGCGUCUCAGGAAUUGUCGAAAGCUUCAAAUAUCACCCAUCCAAGCUCGAGGAGUUGGCUAGCGUUGAUCUACUACGGGCGGUUUUGCGGCUUCUCGUCCCCGGAACAACCAACAUGAUCAGCUCCAACAUCCACACCCAGUUCCUACGUGUCCUGGCCUUUACAGCUCGUGCAAGCCCUCGGCUCUCUGCAGAGCUCUUCAAGCUUAAUGUGGUCGAGACGCUGUAUCAGAUUUUGACUGGCGUUUCCCCGCCCAGCGGUACCGAGGAUGUCGCUUCUAAGCUGGAUAGUGUGGUAAUCAUGCAGGCGCUUAUUCACCGACCCCGAGAGCAGAUUAUCGAGACGCUCAACGUUAUUUGCGAGCUCCUUCCCAACUUACCUCGGAACGCAGACCCAGCAUUUGGUGACUUUGUAGAGCUCCAAACUCCGGUAGAGCCCAUCACGCCGUCGUCUGGAGGUGGAAGGCACCGAAGAACCACCAACGACAAGCGUAUUGAGCUCCUCGAGGAGUGCAAGGAUGAAGUUCGCCGUUUUGCCCUCAUCAUCUUCCCUACUUUGACGGAUGCAUUCUCCAGCACUGUCAACCUCAGCGUCCGCCAAAAGGUUCUUACCGCGCAACUUAAGAUGCUGUCUAAUUUGGACGAAGACAUACUUAUUGAAGCUUUGACCCCUGUCCCCUAUGCCUCAUUCCUCGCCUCAAUCUUGUCGCAACAGGACCACCCAUCCCUCGUGAUGCUUGGACUACAAGCUACCGAGCUGCUACUUAGUAGACUCGACAAGAUUUAUCGCUACCAAUUCUACCGGGAAGGUGUCUUUUUGGAAAUCACCAAAAUCGCCAAUGAAGAGGAGCCUGCCGAACCUAAGCCUGAAACCAUCGAAAACGAGAAUGGCGAGAAUGAAGGCGAGAAUGCCGCCGACUCCGGAGAUGACGAUCACUCAUCAGACCAGGAAUCCGAGCACGAUGAAGAAGAAGACGAGGAGCAUGAGUCUUCCGAAAACGAUGAUGAAGAUGAAGAGAAUGACAACGAGAACGAGAAUGAGAACGAGAACGAGGCCCAAGGGGAGGAUAUGUCUCCAGUGAGCUCUAGAGGAUCGACCAUGUCUCUCGAGGUCCCCCUUCAUCGAUUUGUUUCCGAUGUCCGGUCGAUGAAGUCUCGCAUUCGGGAAGUGGCCAAGAAGUUCCUCGAGACCCAUGAGACCGAAGGCCACGGCCAGACCAUGAAGGCAAAGGCAACUCAGAUUCUCGACGCCUUGUCGGAACUCGCUGGGGAGCUGGAUACAUUCUACCUCAAGAGAACCCCUGGAAGCGUGCUCCCAGACAAAGGAAGCGAACUGUUCUCAAAACUGGCUUCUUAUUUCGAUACAGAUGUCCUCGAGAGUGUCACAAGCGCAGAGCUCUUGGCAUCCGGCUUGGUUCGUGUCCUUCUCGAAGUGUUUAGCAACCCCGAUGAGGAGUUGGCCCGUGCCGCUCAAUCGACAUUCCUCGAAGUCUUUAUGGGUUACACUGUCAAGUCAAAGCCCAAGACAGCCACUGCCGAGUCACCCGCCACUCCUUUUAGCGUUAUGAUUCACAAGCUCCAGGACCUGCUCAGUAGGUCAGAGCAUUUCGAAGUGAUUACCGUGCAUCAUAACACGUUUGAUGGGAACCACAGCAGCCCUGCCUCGAUGCUAGGAAAACAAAUUCGUCUUCGUCUUGUGGCUGAUGACGAGUCUGAAAUCCCCCGACCUUAUCGUAAUAUCAUGGUUUCGAUUCACGCCAUCGCAACAUUCAAGUCUCUUGAUGACUACCUUCGCCCACGAAUCAGCUUGACGGAACGCCCCCGUGGUUCCCGCAGGGAUGGCCUCACCAGAGCACUUGCCGCUAUGGCCGGCUCGGCUGGUAUCCCACUUAGUAGCGCAGCAGCAGCUCGGCUUGCUGAGCGAUCGCCAUUUGGCGCUGGAAUCCCUCCUCCCCCUCCCCCACCUUCUGCCCCAACUCCGUCCAGCUCUCGAUUCGCAAAGAAGUCAAAGACUCAAUCUGGCGCAACCGCCACCCCAGACCAAGCGGCUGGCCCCUCCAAGGACAAGGCUCUUCUGAGACGCUCGUCAAGGCGCCAGCCUACUUCGGCAGACACUCCACCGCCUCCGAUGCCCCCACCGGGAGAUGACGAAGAGAUGCAAGACACGCUAGAGUGUGCUGAUGAGAAGCAACUGACUGAUGACGAGGACGCUGGAGAGAGCAGUGCCCUCGAAGCCAUAGUUGGCGAGCUGGAAGAAGACGUCGACGACGAAUCGACUCCAGAUGACACUUCUGCCGUCAAUAUGGAGAUCGCUACUGGUGGCAACAUCACUGCCCGCAAGGAGGAUGGAACGAGAGUUGCAACCCCAACCGGAUCUGGUGCUCCUACUCGUGGAGCUGCCCCGCCGCCUCCAGGCCAUGGAACGCCAACACCAUCGACCUCAUCCCGACCAAUGUCGUAUGCUUCGGCUCUCCAAGCCGUGCCCCAGGACUGGCAUAUCGAAUUCAACCUGGAUAACAAGCUCAUUCCCAACGAGACCACCAUUUAUCGUGCCGUGCAUAACUCUGCAUCCAGCUCCGAUGAGCAUCUAAGCCGGAGCAUUUGGUCCGCCGUUCAUCCGAUCAAGUUCAAGAGAGUCCCUGGACCGCCACCUGCCGAGCCACUGGCCUUCACCCCCAAUGCUGAUGUAGAUGGAGAAGAUGAGAAUGGCAUCCCUGCCUCACUUGCAAAGCACCCUACAACGUCCUCUAUUCUACGACUGUUGAACAUUCUGCAUGAUCUUAACUCCAACAUUGAAGAUGUAUUGGCGGAGCAGAAGACUAACAUUGUUGGCCUUAACGUGGAGCCGCUAUCUCAAUUUGUCAACACAAAGCUCACGGCGAAGCUCAAUCGCCAGCUUGAGGAGCCUCUGAUUGUGGCUAGCAACUGUCUCCCUAGCUGGUCCGAGGACUUGGCACGGCUCUACCCAUUCCUUUUCCCUUUCGAGACUCGGCAUCUCUUCCUCCAGUCCACAUCCUUCGGAUACGCCCGAUCGAUGGCCAGGUGGCAGAAUACUCAGUCUGCGGAGGAGAACCGACGAGACCGCAACAGCGAGCGUCCAUUCCUCGGCCGACUACAGCGACAAAAGGUUCGGAUAUCUCGCCAAAAGAUUCUCGAAUCUGCGUUGAAGGUUAUGGAACUGUAUGGUGCAUCGCAGAGCAUCUUGGAGGUCGAGUAUUUUGAGGAGGUUGGCACUGGUCUAGGCCCAACACUCGAAUUCUACUCGACUGUAUCCAAGGAGUUCUUCAAGAAGAAACUCAAGCUUUGGCGAGAAAUGGACUCUAAUGGACCUGAUGAGUUUGUCUCUGGCGGAACUGGAUUGUUCCCUCGGCCCCUGAGCGAGGAGGAGGCCGGGACACCGAACGGGGAGCGCAUUCUCCAUCUCUUCAAGAUGCUUGGAAAGUUCGUUGCUCGAUCCAUGAUUGACUCUCGCAUUAUCGACAUUCAUUUCAACCCGAUUUUCUUCCGAAUCGGGGAUGGGGCGCCCACUGGAGUCAAGCCGUCAUUGGGAGCUGUUAAGAUUGUUGACCCAGGUUUGGCGCGCUCGCUGAAGGCCAUCAAGAAAUUCGCCUUGGCCAAGAAGGCUAUCGAUGAGGACCCUGGGCGAACUGCCGCGCAAAAGGUCACCGACACCGAGAACAUAACCAUUGAUGACGUCAAGCUUGAUGACCUCUGCCUGGACUUUACUCUCCCUGGAUAUCCAAGCAUCGAACUUGAGGAUAACGGUUCGCAGAAGCGCGUCAGUAUCGAUAAUGUUGAGUCGUACUUGGAGAAGGUCAUUGACAUGACGCUCGGGUCUGGUGUCCGCCUUCAGGUUGAUGCCUUCCAAACCGGGUUCUCACAAGUGUUCCCAUACUCUGCCCUCAGCGCUUUCACGCCUGACGAGCUAGUCACUCUCUUCGGCCGAGUUGACGAAGACUGGUCCCUCGAGACCCUUCUUGACUCUCUUAAAGCCGACCAUGGCUACAACAUGGACAGUAAGAGCGUCAAGAACUUGCUGCACAUCAUGAGCCAGUAUGACCCAUCGCAACGUCGGGAUUUCUUGCAGUUCACGACUGGAAGCCCUAAACUCCCCAUCGGAGGUUUUAAGAGCUUAACACCCAUGUUCACCGUGGUUUGCAAGCCCAGUGAGCACCCAUACGCGUCUGACGACUACCUUCCCAGCGUCAUGACGUGUGUGAACUACUUGAAGCUUCCUGAUUACACCAGCAUGGAGACGAUGAAGAAACAACUGUCUAUGGCAGUCAAAGAAGGCCAAGGAGCGUUCCAUUUGUCGUAA